Messenger RNA from Dentiscutata heterogama, 284 nucleotides. Lineage: Eukaryota; Fungi; Glomeromycota; Glomeromycetes; Diversisporales; Gigasporaceae. The record is from the annotation of a GenBank genome assembly.
AAAGAGAGAAAAAAAUCUUCAAACUCCUUUACCAAUUUCAAAUAAUAUAUUUAAUAAUAUUUUAAAUAAUCAAAUAAAUAUUGUUAGUAUGAAGGAUAUUGAGGAAAAUAUUGAACAAAGAAUUGAAGAGAAUGAAUUGGAUAAGAAGAAUGAAUUAGAAAAGAAUGAAUUGGAGGAAAAUGAUUUAGUAGAAAAAGAAUUGGAGGAGGAAAAUUUGAAAGAGAAUGAUUUAAAGAGGGAAGAAUUAGAGGAGAAGAAUGAAUUAGACCCUAAUAUUGAAGCUA